AUGGGUAAGCCAAACACAUCAGCAAGGGGCGGCAAAGGUGGACGCGGGGGUGGUGGAGCUUCUCGGGGUCGAGGAAGGGGAGGUCGUGGUGGAGGUCGAAACAUGGCUGACCGCUAUGCAUCUGCUUUCGAAACUGACAGCUGGAGACCAGACAGCGCCAUUGAUGAGCCUAGACAAGAUUCUUCGGACGAGGCAGCUGACAGCAAAGACGACGAGGAAUCUCAAGACGACGUGGAGGACGAAGAAGAGAAUCAAGCUGAAGCAGACAGCGACUACAACUCGGUCGAUGGCGGCGACGAUGUCGCCUCAAUAUCUGUUCCCGUUGCAAUGUGGGACUUCAACCAUUGCGACCCGAAACGCUGCUCUGGCAAGAAACUCUCCCGUUUAGGUCUCAUCCAGGAACUUCGCGUAGGCCAAAAGUUCCGCGGCAUCGUGCUCACUCCGAACGGCACGCAAACCCUCUCUCCUGCCGACGCACACAUCAUUGCCGAGAACGGCGUCGCCGUCGUCGAAUGCAGUUGGGCUCGUCUCGACCAAGUGCCGUUUGGCAAGCUCAAGAGUCCGAACGAGCGUCUUUUGCCACACAUGAUCGCAACUAACCCGGUCAACUAUGGCAAACCGAUGAAGCUCAAUUGUGUCGAAGCACUUGCUGCGGCAUUUUAUCUAUGCUCGAUGCCUGCAGAGGGUCGAUUGCUGCUGUCCAAGUUUGGCUGGGGUGAGCAUUUCCCCAAGAUCAACGCGAGGUGGAUUCGUGCAUACAGAGGAUGCAAGGAUGCACCAGAGGUCGACCAGUUGAGUCGAAAGAUGGUCGAGGAGGACAAGCUGCAGAAGGAAGAGUUGAAGAAGCGGUUUAAUGAGCAGGGAGGCAUUCAAGGGACGCUGGAUAGGAUCGCCGACCAAGCAGCUCAGCAUGACGACGAGCUUGACAGCCAGGACGAGCGCCAAGCUGAAGAGAGGGCGCUUCAGCAAGAUUUUUCCAAGAUUGUUCGUGUCACGCAUCAAUCUGCCCAGGCCUAA
Ustilago hordei is the source of this 1017-nucleotide messenger RNA. RefSeq lists its product as uncharacterized. The transcript has a single exon. Gene Ontology annotation, molecular function: rRNA small subunit aminocarboxypropyltransferase activity. NCBI's taxonomy places the organism in Eukaryota, Fungi, Basidiomycota, Ustilaginomycetes, Ustilaginales, Ustilaginaceae. The record is from RefSeq and is a predicted model, not a curated record. The coding region runs from base 1 to 1017 and encodes 338 amino acids. Gene Ontology annotation, biological process: maturation of SSU-rRNA.